AUGCUCUCGCUCAAGUCCUCUGUUGUCCUGCUCCUUGCCCUCGCCGGAGCUGCCUCGGCUGCUCCCAAGCGCAAGAACACCGUCCCCCACAAGCCCGUCGUUGCUCCCACCAAGCCUGCCAUUCGCCAGAAGGGUAUCCACUACAAGGACGGCAUCUUCCCUGCCCCCAAGGUCGAGGAGAUUGCCGCUGCCUCGUCCAACGGCCUGACCUACUACGGCGGCCCGGUCAUCGCCAACAUCGACGUCCACCCCAUCUACUACGGCGGCAACGUCAACUACCAGAACGAGAUGGAUACCUUCUACGGUGCCAUCGUUGGCUCUCCCUACAUCAGCUGGCUCUCCGAGUACAACACCCCCACCCAGAACAUCGGCACCGGCACCUUCUCGGGCUCGAUCACCCAGAACUCUGGCCUCAGCACCUCCACCACCGAUGACAACAUCAAGACCUGGCUCCGCGGCCUUGUCCAGAGCGGUACCCUCAAGCCCACCACCAACACCUACUACCCCAUCCACUUUGCUCCUGGAUACUCCAUCUCCAUGGGCUCCGACUCGUCCUGUGUCCAGUUCUGCGCCUACCACGGCACCAUCGAUGUCUCCGACAUCAGCUCGACCAAGUACCUCUACUACGGUGUCAUGCCCGACCAGGGUGGCUCUUGCGCUGGUGGCUGCGGUAGCAACCCCUCGACUCUCAACAACCUCCAGUCCGUCUCGUCCCACGAACUCGUCGAGGCUCUGACCGAUGCCGCUGUCGGUGUCGCCACCGGCAGCACCAUUGCUGCUCCCAUUGCCUGGUACAAUGAGGCCAACGGCGAGAUCGGUGAUCUCUGCAAUGCCCAGCAGGCCACCGUCUACGGCACCGACGGCAAGAGCUAUAUCGUCCAGAAGCAGUGGUCCAACUCCCACAACGGCUGCUAUGCACCCACCGGUGUCCAGCCCUCGCAGUCCAGCGGCCCUGGACCGGUCGUCACCACCACCGGCCCCGCUCCUGUUGCCACCACCACAGAUCCCGCCCCUGUUGCCACCACCACCCCCGGUGACUUCAGCGCCAAGCCUAGCAAGGGUAGCUCCUGUGCUGGCGGUCCCAAGUUUGCCUGUGGCAACAAGAACGACGUUCUCCACUGCUUCCACGGCAACUGGGCCCAGCUGAAGGUCUGCUCCAGCGGCACCAGCUGCAUCGAGGAUUUCUACUACUGCGCGUAA
This is a messenger RNA of Polychytrium aggregatum, 1200 nucleotides long. RefSeq lists its product as uncharacterized. The record is from RefSeq and is a predicted model, not a curated record. NCBI's taxonomy places the organism in Eukaryota, Fungi, Chytridiomycota, Chytridiomycetes, Polychytriales. The coding region runs from base 1 to 1200 and encodes 399 amino acids. The transcript has 2 exons.